AGUAGCUGCACACCAGGAAGUGUAGUUCAACAUUCCGCAUGCAUAUUCAUCGUAAGGAAGCAAAAAACCACAUUUCCCUCGGUGGAACCAGAUAAAGCUUCCGAUCAAGGAUCUGGGAAAGCAGAAGUCAGACGAGAAGAUUAACGUUAACAGUUGUUUUAAUGUUGAAAACACAUCGUUUUGAAGACUGCUGAGCAUCGCAGUGAACCUCUGACCAGCUGUCCUCCCUGACCCUGUCCACAACCAUGGCGAUCCUGUUUGCAGUGGUUGCCCGCGGCAGCACCAUCCUGGCGAAGCAUGCGUGGUGUGGCGGUAAUUUCCUGGAGGUGACAGAACAGAUCCUAGCUAAGAUACCAUCCGAGAACAACAAGCUCACCUACAGCCAUGGCAGCUAUCUCUUCCACUACAUCUGCCAUGACAGAAUCAUAUAUCUCUGUAUCACUGACGACGACUUUGAGCGGUCACGUGCGUUCAGCUUCCUGGGAGAGGUGAAGAAGCGUUUCCAGACGACCUAUGGUUCCAGAGCUCAGACAGCCCUUCCCUACGCAAUGAACUCAGAGUUCUCCUCCACUCUGAUGGCUCAGAUGAAGCACCAUUCCUCUCCUCCAUCAGAUCGCCUGGCUGAGACUCAGAUGCAGGUUGACGACCUGAAAGGCAUCAUGGUACGCAACAUCGACUUGGUGGCUCAGAGGGGAGAGAAGUUGGAGUUGCUGAUUGAUAAAACGGAGAACCUGGUCGGCUCAUCUGUGAGUUUCAAGACCACCAGCCGUAACCUGGCCAGAGCCAUGUGUAUGAAGAACCUCAAACUGACUGUCGUCGUAGUGGUGGUGUCACUGGUGGUCCUGUAUGUAGUUGUGUCUGCAGCCUGCGGAGGACUCAGCUGGCCCAACUGCAUCAGGAAAUAAGAGAGGGGGAGGACGAGGAGAGAGAGAGGGGGAGGAAAAUAGGGAGCAAGAGAAGACUACAGCGGACCCACAAAGAAAGAAAUUGCUCUCCUCCUCCUCCUCCCUCUUGACUGCCAGUCAGCGGGGAGGAGAGGUCCUCUAUUGGACAGAAUGGUGACGAAAACAAGGCAUCCAGACUGGAGAUUUAACAACGUUGUGAUUGUCUUGCUUUCUGUUCCUUAACAAGAGAAUGAGGUGUGUUUAUCUGUCCAAAGACAAGCGAUUGUUGGAUAUGCAGCUUUAAAAUAUUGUGCAAGUGGAAUUCAGUCCACUCUCCAGUCCAGCUGUCCUCCAUACUGUUCUCCAGUCCAUGGCCCUCUCAUCCAGGGCUCUACAAGCCUAGCAAACAGCUGUUCUCCAGUCCAUGGCUCUCUCAUCCAGGGCUCUACAAGCCUAGCAAACAGCUGUUCUCCAGUCCAUGGCCCUCUCAUCCAGGGCUUUACAAGCCUAGAAAACAGACUGAUAAUCUGGAGUAGGGUUUACCAAAUGUUUUUACCCUGGGGCCCCCUUCCAGCAUUGGAGAACAUCCCACGCCUCCCCCGGCACCGUGUCUAUUUCUAUUGGUACAGCACUGUUCAUGGCACACUGUUCACACCCCUCUUGUUGGUGGAGAGGACAUGUUGCAGGUUUUUAAGCUUAUUUCCUGCAAUUGUACACAUUUUGUCAUGGGGUGCAAAAUAAAUGUUUCAGUUUUAAAGCAACAUUUUUUGCAAUUCUAUACAUUUUGCCAUGUCUAAUGUGUAUUGGGCUAAAAAAAACUAACUUAAAAGACGUUAGCUGAUCUGGACAUGUCUCACCAGUAUUUAACAUCUCUGUAGGGUCGUUAGCUGAUCUGGACAUGUCUCACCAGUAUUUAACAUCUCUGUAGGGUCGUUAGCUGAUCUGGACAUGUCUGACCAGUAUUUAACAUCUCUGUAGGGUCGUUAGCUGAUCUGGACAUGUCUCACCAGUAUUUAACAUCUCUGUAGGGUCGUUAGCUGAUCUGGACAUGUCUCACCAGUAUUUAACAUCUCUGUAGGGUCGUUAGCUGAUCUGGACAUGUCUCACCAGUAUUUAACAUCUCUGUAGGGUCGUUAGCUGAUCUGGACAUGUCUCACCAGUAUUUAACAUCUCUGUAGGGUCGUUAGCUGAUCUGGACAUGUCUCACCAGUAUUUAACAUCUCUGUAGGGACGUUAGCUGAUCUGGACAUGUCUCACCAGUAUUUAACAUCUCUGUAGGGACGUUAGCUGAUCUGGACAUGUCUCACCAGUAUUUAACAUCUCUGUAGGGUCGUUAGCUGAUCUGGACAUGUCUCACCAGUAUUUAACAUCUCUGUAGGGUCGUUAGCUGAUCUGGACAUGUCUCACCAGUAUUUAACAUCUCUGUAGGGUCGUUAGCUGAUCUGGACAUGUCUGACCAGUAUUUAACAUCUCUGUAGGGUCGUUAGCUGAUCUGGACAUGUCUCACCAGUAUUUAACAUCUCUGUAGGGUCGUUAGCUGAUCUGGACAUGUCUCACCAGUAUUUAACAUCUCUGUAGGGUCGUUAGCUGAUCUGGACAUGUCUCACCAGUAUUUAACAUCUCUGUAGGGACGUUAGCUGAUCUGGACAUGUCUCACCAGUAUUUAACAUCUCUGUAGGGUCGUUAGCUGAUCUGGACAUGUCUCACCAGUAUUUAACAUCUCUGUAGGGUCGUUAGCUGAUCUGGACAUGUCUCACCAGUAUUUAACAUCUCUGUAGGGACGUUAGCUGAUCUGGACAUGUCUCACCAGUAUUUAACAUCUCUGUAGGGACGUUAGCUGAUCUGGACAUGUCUCACCAGUAUUUAACAUCUCUGUAGGGUCGUUAGCUGAUCUGGACAUGUCUCACCAGUAUUUAACAUCUCUGUAGGGUCGUUAGCUGAUCUGGACAUGUCUCACCAGUAUUUAACAUCUCUGUAGGGUCGUUAGCUGAUCUGGACAUGUCUCACCAGUAUUUAACAUCUCUGUAGGGUCGUUAGCUGAUCUGGACAUGUCUCACCAGUAUUUAACAUCUCUGUAGGGUCGUUAGUUGAUCUGGACAUGUCUCACCAGUAUUUAACAUCUCUGUAGGGACGUUAGCUGAUCUGGACAUGUCUCACCAGUAUUUAACAUCUCUGUAGGGUCGUUAGCUGAUCUGGACAUGUCUCACCAGUAUUUAACAUCUCUGUAGGGUCGUUAGCUGAUCUGGACAUGUCUCACCAGUAUUUAACAUCUCUGUAGGGUCGUUAGCUGACAUGACAAGAGGAACUGAUGAUGUACUACCCAAUUAGAUACCUUGUGGGCUCUACUAUUGCAACUUUCAAGAGAAAGUUUAAAGACGCACGAGUUCCUUUUUAAAACAAACCAGUAAUGGGGGGGCAUGGAACCACUGCUGUCUCUGUGUAGAUGUCUGUCUCUGUGUAGAUGUCUGUCUCUGUGUAGCUACCCUGUCAGGGUCAGUCUGUACCCAGACAGAAUAUUUAGAUGUCUGUCUCUGUGUAGCUACCCAGUCAGGGUCAGUCUGUACCCAGACAGAAUAUUUAGAUGUCUGUCUCUGUGUAGCUACCCAGUCAGGGUCAGUCUGUACCCAGACAGAAUAUUUAGAUGUCUGUCACUCUGUGUAGCUACCCAGUCAGUGCUAGUGAUACUAAACUACACCUGUAAUGUGUUAUCACCAUGGAGAUCAGGACAUGGUACAUUACAGGUCUCCCCUGUUCUAUACACACUGCUGUGACGGCUUCAUUACUCUACAUGUCAGAGAAGCAGGUCUGUUAUUGUCCAGACACCGUUACAAUGUCUCUCUGUUCAGUUGUUACAAGAAAUUAGAUUAAAAGAUUGAUUGCA
Messenger RNA from Oncorhynchus keta (chum salmon), 3765 nucleotides. RefSeq names its product vesicle-associated membrane protein 7. The record is from RefSeq and is a predicted model, not a curated record. Gene Ontology annotation, biological process: exocytosis; vesicle fusion. Bases 246 to 905 code for a protein of 219 amino acids. The transcript is spliced from 8 exons. NCBI's taxonomy places the organism in Eukaryota, Metazoa, Chordata, Actinopteri, Salmoniformes, Salmonidae. Gene Ontology annotation, cellular component: SNARE complex; membrane. Gene Ontology annotation, molecular function: SNARE binding; SNAP receptor activity.